Molecule: messenger RNA, 1653 nt
Organism: Halteromyces radiatus
Lineage: Eukaryota; Fungi; Mucoromycota; Mucoromycetes; Mucorales; Cunninghamellaceae
Product: 1-pyrroline-5-carboxylate dehydrogenase
Exons: 4
Coding region: 1-1653 (550 amino acids)
Cellular component (GO): mitochondrial matrix
Molecular function (GO): L-glutamate gamma-semialdehyde dehydrogenase (NAD+) activity
Source: RefSeq, a predicted model, not a curated record
AUGGCUACUCCCAGUCUUGCUCAUUUCAAGUUACCCGUGAUUGAAAACGAACCCAUGUUGUCUUACGCUAAGGGUUCUCCUGAACGUGCUAAGCUUCAAGCUGCUUUGGACGAAAUGAUCGCUCAAGGUCCUCAAGAAAUCCCUCUUGUCAUUAAUGGUGAAAAGAUCUAUACUGGAAAGACUGCUCAACAACUUAAUCCUUCCAAUCACAAGUCUGUCAUUUGCAAUUACCAUGAAGCUGAUGCUGCUCUUACUGAAAAGGCUAUUCAAGGUGCUGUUGCUGCUCAAGCUCAAUGGGAAGCUCUUCCUUUCAAUGAUCGUGUAGCUGUCUUCUUGAAGGCUGCUGAUUUACUUUCUCAAAAAUACAGAUAUAAGGCUAUGGCUGCUACCAUGUUGGGUCAAGGCAAGAAUAUCUGGCAAGCUGAAAUUGAUGCUGCUGCUGAACUUUGUGAUUUCUGGCGAUUCAACUGUAAAUAUGCUGAAGAAAUUUAUCAUCAACAACCUCCCAAGAAUGCUCCUGGUAACUGGAAUCGUGUGGAAUACCGUGCUCUUGAAGGUUUCGUACUUGCUGUCUCUCCUUUCAAUUUCACUGCUAUUGGUGGUAACCUUCCUAGUGCUCCUGCUCUUAUGGGUAAUGUUGUCCUUUGGAAGCCUUCUCCUUCUGCUGUGUAUUCCAACUACCUUGUAUAUGAAAUUCUCGUUGAAGCUGGUCUUCCUGCUGGUGUCAUUCAAUUCAUUCCUGGUCCUGCUGAAGAAAUCUGUGGUGUUGCUGUGAAGCAUCGCCAAUUCGCCUCUCUUCACUUUACUGGUUCCACUCGUGUUUUCAAGAAAUUGUGGGCUGAUGUUGGUGCCAAUAUUGACAAAUACGUGUCCUAUCCUCGUUUGGUCGGUGAAACUGGUGGUAAGAACUAUCAUAUCCUUCAUCCUGAUUUGGAUACCGCUGGUGUACAUCAUGCAGCUCUUCAAACCAUCCGUGCUGCUUUUGAAUUCCAAGGUCAAAAGUGCUCCGCUUGUUCUCGAUGCUAUGUUCCCAAAUCUCUCUACAAUGAAUUCAAGUCUGUCUUGCAAGCUGAACAUGCUAAGAUCACUCAAGGCCCUGUUCAAGAAUUCCAACACUUCUCUGGUCCCGUUAUCAAUAAGUUUGCUUUUGAUAAGAUCAAGGGUUACAUCGAUCAUGCUCAAGCUGAUGCCGACUGUGAAAUCAUCGCUGGUGGUAAGUAUGAUGAUUCAGUAGGUUACUUUAUCCAACCUACCAUCAUCACCGCCAAGAACAAGUUCGCUAAGACUAUGGUGGAAGAAAUCUUUGGUCCCGUCGUCACUCUUUAUGUCUAUGAUGAUGACAAGUUCGAUGCAACCUGUGCUCUCAUUGGUGAAAGUACUGAAUAUGCUCUUACUGGUGCUCUCUUUGCCAAGUCUCGUGAAUCUAUUGUCCAUGGUAGUAACUUACUUCGUAACUUCUCUGGCAACUUUUACAUCAAUGACAAGUGUACCGGUGCUGUUGUUGGUCAACAACCAUUCGGUGGUGGUCGCGGUUCUGGUACUAACGAUAAGGCUGGUUCUUGGACUUUACUCGUUCGCUUUGUCUCCAUGCGUACUAUCAAAGAAAACUAUGUACCCAUCACUGACUACGCUUAUCCAUCCAACUUGAUUUAA